CCACUGUUCUGCGGUGGCUGUGAUUCAACGAACGCUUUUGUGGGAGUAAUCAUUGUUCGAGAGGAAUGGCAGGCUAUUCAUUUAAAGAACAACCGGGCCACUGAUUGCCAAGAGUUCGGCUAAGGUCUUGAGUGUAACACGUUUGCUCUGAGAAGACCAGCGGAUAUAAAUUAGCUUAUAAAUAGGGCUGAAAGACAUUUUGAGUUAUGAAACACGAGUUGGUCUCAGUGUCCAGAUCAGUGACCGGCCCAAGAAGGUGACGUGGGCCCAGGACUCGGUGUGAACCACAAAAGGAGUCACUUCGAGGGACAGUUUUCUUAUUGCUGUGUUGUUUUUUUUUUUACUUGUCCGAGACGACGUGGGAUUUAAAUCCUGAAAAUGACGUCAUGGUGCUUCUACUGUUGUUUGUCCAGAAGAGGAGUUGUGUCUCCAGAAGAAAUCAAGCCAAAAACAACAGACAUGCAUUGGGGCUACGACAAAGAAAAUGGACCUCAGACAUGGGGACACCACUAUCCAGAAGCCAACGGGCCACGACAGAGUCCUAUCGACAUCGACCCCUCCUCGGCCAAGUUUGACGUGAUCCUUGCCAACAAUCCACUAGUCAUCAAUUACCAGACAGAACACAACCUCAACGUUGAAAACAAUGGUCACUCGUACAAAGCUGACAUCAAAGAGGAAUCCACAAUCAGUGGAGGGCCUCUUGGCAGCAGCAAGUACAAACUGGUGCAGUUCCAUUUUCAUUGGGGGCGGGACGACAAGUGUGGAAGUGAGCACACCCUGAAAGGAAAAAUGUACCCCGGUGAGCUGCAUCUCGUCCACUACAACGCUGAGAAAUACAAGUCUUUCACAGAGGCGGUCACACAACCCGACGGCCUGGCUGUCAUCGGCGUGUUCUUGAAGGUGGGCACUAUAGACCACGAAGGUUUCAAAGUUCUCUCCGACAACGCAAGUAAAGUCAAAUGUAAAGCUUUCAAAACAGAGACAGGCUUAGAUCUCAACCCCAAUAACUUGUUGCCAGAAAAUGUUACAAACUACUGGACAUAUGAAGGCUCACUGACCACACCCCCAUGUUGCGAAAGUGUACAGUGGAUAGUUCUGAAAGAUCCAAUCUCUGUCUCUCCUGAACAAAUUCGGGCACUGCGAAACUUGUGCUGUGAUGAAAAUGGCUCCAAACGUAUCAUUGAGAAUUUUAGACCCCCACUUCCACUAGGUGAAAGAGAGCUUCGAUCUUCCUUCCAGUUGUAAACAUCUCUUCAUAUUUUUAAACUGCUGCUGUCAUCUCAUUAUUUAAACUACGAUUGUAAACUCGUAGACAAUUUAAUACAUUUUAGAAUAACAUAAUUUAAAAUAUUUCUGUAUCUUUUUGCAAAUUAUAAAACAAGAUACAUAUCUUAAUUAUCUUUCUAUUUUUGUUAAAUCUUUGAAAAUAUUUGUAUACUAUUAAUAAUUUUAUUUAGUUCCUGUUCAUAAUAACAGUAUAGAAUUUAUUUUUAAAUGCCUAUAAUUACAAAAAUUUUUUUUUAAUUUGCUUCACCAUAAGAAAUUUUAUUAAAGACAAUAUAAAUGUAUUACUUUUCACAGUAAAUGUAUUUGGCCAAUCUAUGCAGCAGAUAAUCAUCUGUAUAUAACAUCACUAGUUUAUUGUUUUAACUAAUUGUUCCAUUUUUUUUAAAACUUGAUUUUAAAAACGAUGGCCGUAUUGCACAAUGUGUUACAGCAAAUCAAAAUUAGCAAUGAUUUCAAAACUGCUUUUUCCCCCCUCUGAAUUAUGGGAAAUUUUUUUUUUAGUGAGAAAAUGUUGAGGUGUUGAGUAAUCAUUUUCAUGCGAGUGUCUUUCUACUUAACAAAACAAAGAAUGUGAUAUCGUGUGUUGUGUGAAACUCUUAAGUGAACAAAAAAGUUUCAAUGUUUCAGAAGUACAUGUUUUUUAUAUAUAUAUAUACAUUUACAUUUUAAUAUAUUUCAAUGUCAAAAAAUUUUGAAAACAUCUUUCAUUACUUUUGAAUCAGUUUAAAAUGAUUAUAAAUAUUAUUAUUAUUUUAAACUGAAUUCAAAAUGUAUAACAUUUUAUAGGUGUAUAUUUGUAUGAUAUAUUUCAUAUAUCUCAAUCAAAAUACUGUUAUUCUGGAUUUUUUAAUUUUGUUUUUGAUAAGUGAAGCCUUUUGUCUUUUAAUUUAAUUCUAGGCCUGUAGCCUAUUGGUCAUAAUCUAGAAAUAUUUUAUAGAAUUAAUUUAUUAUGCAUCGUUGUAUUGAUGGUAACAAACAAUUUCUUUAUUUUUCUCUUUUAAUCAUUUCUAAUUCAAAUUCAACCCAUGCUGAAUGCUUCAAGAUUAUUAAUAUAAUUUUCAUUUGGAAUAAUUCUGAAAUUGUGAAGACUCCUUACACACAAUUUCGAUAACUGUUUUAAAUUAUUCCUCAGGUGGUUAUAUUUUCCCUUUGCUCCUUCUGAUAUGACUAAAGAGGCUAGUCCUUGAUAAACAGCUACAGUCUAGGCUAGAGAAAUAAAUAAAAUUCUGACAACAUUUAAUGUUUACAAUUAUUUAUAAGGUUCACCAGAAUGGUACCUCAUAUUUAAAAAAAAGAAAAAUUCCACACACAAAAUUCCAUAAUUGUUUUUAUAUUUUCUUAUAUCUUAUCUACACAACCUAGCUGUAGAUUCACAAAAAUUUUGCAUAAUAAUUUAUCUAUUCAAAUUACAACAAUACAAUGAUAAUUUCCCAAUAAUUUCCCAUUUAAUUUUUUUUAGCAAUAUUUUAUGAAUCAAAACUACAGUGAAUGUGAGCAUAAUUUGUCUUUGUUACUUGCUUGAUAAUAAUAUUCUAGCAUUAAUACUUUAUAUUUUUUGGCUUAAUAUAAUUUAUAAAAUAAGAAGAUAAGAUAAAUAUGCAUUUUAAAGUUGUUGUUUUUUUUUAAAUUGUAUACUUAAUAUCUGUUAAACAUCUUAAAAUCAUAAUUUUUUAGCAGGAUAUUGUAAAACAUUAUACUUCAUUUAAAAUAAUGAGAAUACAAUAAAUUGUCUUUCAUUUUCUUGGACAUGUUUAUAAAAAAACAGAGUUGUAAUAUUGAAAUUUCUAAGUCAAAAAAGGAUGAUGUUGAGGAGCAGUAAAUCUGUGAUCUACAGACUGUGUCAGUGUUGAAAGCUUUUACUGAUGUGCUCUGAUGUGUGAACACAGCCUGAGAGGUUGUGUAUUUGCUCAUGCUCAUGUUUCAACUGAAGUGAAAUCAAAUAGAAAUGUGUAGAUAAGUUUACAAUCAAAUAAUUUGUUUUGUUUUCACUACCAUUUAUUUUAGCAAGUAUGUUAUUUUAUAUGCUAAACUAUUUAUUAUUUUAUACAAGCAAUGAAUGAAUAUACAUAAAAAAAAAGUAAUAUAUUUCUACUUUUGUUGAUGAUGAAAGACAUUGUGAAUAGCCCACCGGACAUGUGAUACUAAAGUUGUGAAAAUAGCUUUAAAACAAAUAAUUGUACAUAUUCAUUCUAUGAUCAGUCCAGCUAUGAAUAGGUAUUACUAAAUAAAUGGCAUUUACUAAUUGUGAGAUGUGCACUUUGUGGUACACAUAAGUGUGUGGUUCACAAAAGAUACAUAGUUAAGGCACUUGCUAAAAUGGAUAAACUAUUUUUGAAUUCCAGUAUAACAUACAAUAAUAAAUACAAUUUCUCUUUUGAUUGAAAAAAGUAGGCAAUUACAUUUGUAUGUCAAUAUGGCACUGAUCAAACUCACUACCCAUUCCUUACUUUACUUUAUUACAAAUUUAUAAAGAUUUUCUUCAAUAUCUUUUAGCCCUUACAAAAUUUUAAAUUAAUGUCAGACCAAAUCAUAUAAAAAAUGUUUAUACAGACAAUAAAAGAGAAGUAUUUCUUUCAAAUUGAGACUCUACAAUCAAUGUUUCUUUCUGUAUAUUUCAAUGUAUUGUUGUUUUUUUAUAUUUCAUUUUGCCCUGAACUUUCACUGUAUGUUGACACAAUGUAUAAAGUAUAUUGACAUCAGCUAGGCUAGUUCAUAGAUGAGUCUAUAUUGUUGACACUCUCUGGAGAUGUUGGUAUUUUCUACAUUCUGUAAUUUAGAUUAUAAUAAACAGGAGUGAAUCAAA
Messenger RNA from Biomphalaria glabrata, 4090 nucleotides. Its product is annotated as carbonic anhydrase-like. Bases 379 to 1245 code for a protein of 288 amino acids. The record is from RefSeq and is a predicted model, not a curated record. The transcript is spliced from 8 exons. Lineage: Eukaryota; Metazoa; Mollusca; Gastropoda; Planorbidae. Gene Ontology annotation, molecular function: carbonate dehydratase activity; zinc ion binding. Gene Ontology annotation, cellular component: cytoplasm.